Messenger RNA from Alligator mississippiensis (American alligator), 5060 nucleotides. RefSeq names its product beta-1,4-galactosyltransferase 6 (gene B4GALT6). The record is from RefSeq and is a predicted model, not a curated record. Gene Ontology annotation, molecular function: UDP-galactose:glucosylceramide beta-1,4-galactosyltransferase activity. Bases 215 to 1363 code for a protein of 382 amino acids. Gene Ontology annotation, biological process: glycosphingolipid biosynthetic process; carbohydrate metabolic process. Lineage: Eukaryota; Metazoa; Chordata; Crocodylia; Alligatoridae. The transcript is spliced from 9 exons.
CCGGAGGGGGCGGGGCGAUGCUGGCGCUGCCCGGGCGCGCGGAGACUGUGCCAGGGGCGGCGGCCGGCGGCACGAGCAGCCCCGCCCGCGGCCCCGCGAGCCCGCCCCGCCCCAUGGGCGCUCGGCAGCCCGCCGCCGCCGCCGCCGCCGCCGCCGCCGGCCCGCACUAGGAGGCGGCGGCCCGCGGGCUGGCGGGCGAGCGGGCGGGAGGAGGAUGUCGGUGCUGCGGCGGGCGCUGCGCGUGUCCAACCGCUCCAUCCUCGCCUGCCUCUUCUUCUUCUCCUUCUCCUCCUCCUGCCUCUACUUCGUCUACGUGGCCCCCGGCAUCGCAAAUACCUAUCUCUUUAUGGUACAAGCCCGAGGUAUAAUGCUGAGAGAGAAUGUGAAAACAAUAGGACAUAUGAUAAGAUUGUACACUAAUAAAAAUACUACGUUGAAUGGCACAGAUUAUCCUGAAGGCAACAAUUCCAGUGAUUACCUUGCUCAAACAACAAUGUACCUUCCAGAAAACUUCACAUAUUCCUCUUACCAGCCUUGUCCAGAAAAGCUGCCUUAUAUGAGAGGCCUUAUCAAUGUCAAUAUGAGCGAAAUUAGUUUUGAUGAAAUUCAGCAAGGGUUUUCAAAGGAUUUAGACAUUAAACCUGGUGGUCACUGGAAACCAAAAGACUGUAAACCACGAUGGAAGGUGGCAAUCCUUAUUCCUUUUCGCAAUCGUCAUGAGCAUCUUCCAAUCUUUUUCCGGCACUUAAUACCUAUGUUACAGAAGCAGCGGCUUGAAUUUGCCUUCUAUGUGGUUGAGCAGACGGGUACACAGCCUUUUAAUCGUGCAAUGCUUUUUAAUGUUGGCUUCAAAGAGGCCAUGAAGGAUGUUGUCUGGGACUGUAUAAUUUUCCAUGACGUGGAUCAUUUACCUGAAAAUGACCGAAAUUAUUAUGGAUGUGGAGAGAUGCCACGUCAUUUUGCAGCAAAACUGGACAAGUACAUGUACAUUCUUCCAUACAAUGAAUUCUUUGGUGGUGUAAGUGGACUGACAGUAGAACAAUUCAAAAAGAUCAAUGGAUUUCCAAAUGCUUUCUGGGGAUGGGGUGGAGAAGAUGAUGAUCUUUGGAAUAGGGUUCGUUAUGCUGGAUACAAUAUAACAAGACCAGAGGGAGAUCUGGGAAAGUACAAAUCCAUUCCUCAUCAUCACAGAGGCGAAGUCCAAUUUUUAGGGAGGUAUAAACUCCUAAGAUAUUCCAGAGAACGCCAGUACAUUGAUGGGCUGAACAAUUUAGUAUAUACUCCCAAAAUACUUGUUAGUAGAUUAUAUAAAAAUAUAACUGUAAAUCUCUUACCAGAACUUGCUCCAGUUAGAGACUAUUGAUGGAAGCAGAGUAGCAAACAGUGCUAUGGGAGUAAAUGUAUAACACUGGAAAAUACAAAGACACUAUUACAAAGACCUCACAUGAGAUCUUUCUGAACUUUGGCUGAUGGAUAGUUGGGAGGAGAGUUAAACAAUAGUUCUGCAAAAAAGAAGGCCAGCAGCUACUACUCAAAUGUUUACAGCAUGGGACUACUAAAUAUUGAAGCCUAGUUGCACCAUGCUCCGUAUCUUAACUACUCGUACUACAUGUACUGCAGAAAACAGAUCUGUAACGUGUUUGGAAGUUGAGAGAGCCUCCUCUUCCAAGUAAUUUUUAUACAACAAAUGUAAUUUAACUGAAUGCUUGUUUCCUUUUUAAAAAUGUGUUUUGUAAAUAUGUGAUGUAAAUUAAUGUGCUUACAUUGCUUGUAAAUAUGGUAAUAUUUUCUGCUUCGGUAUGUAUUUGGUUGUGUUCUUGUUCAAAUUCAGUAGGAAUGUUUUCAUUAGCAUGAAAGAACAAGUGUAAAUGUAAGUAUGUUUAGACAAAGGUUAUACCUUGUGUGAAAUGAAGGACUUACCAAUUGAUGGCCAGCUAUGACUGUAAACUGUUAUACUAGUUUUGAGCUUUAGGCCUCCUGCAUAUCUAUAUAGAAGAAUCAAACUUCAUAUGUAAACUUACUAGAAAAAACAGCUCUUAUUUACUAAUUGCUAGUAAAAUCUUAUGAUUCCCCGCUUGCCAUCUAAAUAAGAUUUUAUGCAUAUUGCAUGUUAUAUUAUGAACAAAUCUUAAGGUUGUUGCAUAUCAUGAUAUACAGGAACUUUUACUUUAAGUCUCCACGUGUGCCACUAGUGUCAAUGUCAGGGAUAUUAAUGCCUAAAACAAUGUAUUCUGGUGUAUAUGUAUUUUGGUAGUGUCCUUUUUUUUUUUUUUUUUUAAUCUAGUGAAUAAGACUUAUUCCUCCAGAAUCAGAAGAACCAAAAAUGUAUCUUCAUUAGAAGACAAAUAUUAAAGUGACAUUUUAAACUAAUAAAAUACAUUCGUAGUGCAUACAGGGUGAGAUUUUUCAAAAUUAGACAGUAUUAGCCUGUCCCUAUUGCACUGGCUAUGAUGAGGUCACUGGGACCAGAGUAAAGCCAGAGCCUACUACUUUUGAAAAAAUCCUUGAAUAGUAUAUUAAAUAAUUUAUCGUUUAAGAGCAUAAUUCUGUGAAGUGUUGAGCACUUGUCACAUUGUAUUAGGUAUCUUUAACCCAGUGCGGUUGAGGGUGCUCAGCUCUGCCAAGUAUAGAUUUCACAUUGAUGAUGCUCAGCCAGAUGGUGGGGUGAGUUGGUGUGCAGGGGCAGUCCUUGGUGUAAUUCAGUGCACUGGCUCAGCCCUACGCUAUCCAUUUAACCAUGAAUCUGGCCAUGGACCAGUUCUGGAGUUUUGGCAAUUAAUGCUACCAGUGCUCCCCUGUUGCCAAAUUUCCAGACCUGGGAGGAGUCACAUGGGCUGGAUGAUAUGGUCCCGCAGGCUGGAGGUUGAGCACCAUGUUCUGUAAUUCUCUUUUUUUGCAGUGUUAAGUGUAUGAGGCCUAUUGUAGGGUUCUUUCUUGUUUGUUUUUUUUAAUAAUGUUAGAUAUCUUUGUUCUGGGUUUGCCUGUAAUGUUAUGCUACCAAAGGGCAUACCUUUCAGAAGCACUAUAUUUACCUAGGAAUUUCUUUAUCCUAAAUUUCUAUUGUGUAUUAAUUUCUAUUUUAAUUCAAAAUGGAUUAGUUAGCUACCAAGCAAGGUCUACUAAGUUACUCUGACUGUCUCAGCCAUUUUGUUUUUUAGGAACCAAAGACUGCCACUCCCCUGAAGAAUGAAAAACAUUUAUAUAAAAUAAACUCUAUAUCAGUAUGGUGUUCUAUAGGAGUCCUAAAAAGAAAUACUAAUCUGUGUAUACACAUUUGCUUUCUGAAUUACAAUCACAGAUGGUAUGGUGCAGGACCUCACGGGAUCAGUUCACCAUUACCACCUUUUCUUUUGUGGCAGUCCCAGUGGCAGGUUUCUCUCUUAGCCAUUUGUUAAUGAAAGCUAUGAGCACACUUAGAGACAUUCCAAAUUAUUUGCUGAAAUGUAGGGAUUUGAUUUGAUGUAGCUGAGAACAAGCUGUAGGCGCGAUUGUGUUGGAAUGAUCUUGAAAUUUACUAGUCAUCAUAUACUAUAGCAAUGACUUAACAUACGUGAAAACAGUUGAACACAACACACUUAAAGUAUGCAUGCUUGAGUGCUUUUAUUACCUCUUGAUAUAUUUUUCUAUAACAGUAUAUAGAAUAUUUUGAGGGGCACAUGGAUAGUUGUGAAUUAAGUAACUAGUAUAUCGUAUAAGCAUCUAUAUUCUCAAAGAAAAAAUUGUCUUGUUUGCCUAUGUCACAUCAGCAAAACUUAUUUCCUACAGGAUUGCUAACAGGAAUAAUUUUUGAAUGCCUGACUCCUUAUUUUGAAGUAUUUUCUGGCUUCAGUACCCACAAUUUAGCACCCUUUCAUUAUGAUGCAUUUUUGGUAGUAUAGGUUUGUGCCUUGUUUCUGAAACAUGCAUUUAUUGACACACCCAUAUAUGUGGGAAGGCAUCCUGUGAAAUGAAUGUGCAAUUUUUUAAAAAAUUCUAGUGCAUUUAAAAAGAAUAAAAAUACAUGUGAAUAUGCUUCAGCUGAAGACAUGGAACUUUAUGAGGUUAGAUUGAGUUGAUUAAUUAUGAAUGAUUUUAGGAAAAUGUAAUGCAGUUGAAAUUGUAUUUAAAGGGGUCUAAAGGCAUAAUUGUAACUUAACUUGAACUUAUAUCAACUUUUUAUGCCCAAAACUAACACACAUUAAACUUUGAAAGAGGUUUACCAACAUUCUUCAGGUAUCUUUUUAAUGUCACUGUCAGGAAAUCUUAAAAAGCUCUCAUCUUAUUGAUGGUAAACAAACAUAGUAAGUAUAACUACCUAUCUGAAUUCUACUGUUCUGUUGCAGACUUUAACAUACACGGUGCCUUCAAACAAAAGAAAUGGAAGUGCAGAGCUCAGUCAUGCAUUUUCCUUUGAUAUUUUCAGAUUUACAGUAAAACAUAGAGAAGUCAAAUGUACUGGCUCUUCAGUUCCUGACAAACAACAAAUCAAAUGCAUGUCCUCCUCUCUUUGAUGGACUAAUAUGAGAGGAAAGGUAUUUGUAAGAUUCUGAGAGGAUCUUGCAAAGUAAGAAGUAAAAAUGCAACAAAAAACUGGUGGUGUGUAUAAAAAACAACAAACAACGAACAAACAAACAAAAAAUUUGGUCAGUAUGCUAAAAGACAUUGUUCAUUAAAAACUUUUUCCCACUUGCCGUAUUUUAAAUUAAAAUAGAAAAAUAUACAAUAUAAUAAUCCUUUUUUGAAAUAAAAGCUCUAAUGAGAAAUGAAUGCAAAAUAUUUGUCCUUAAAUCUUUCAGGUCUAUUUUUAUAUUCUUCUGGUUAAUAUAAAAUACUAGUCUUGUAAAUUAAAGCAAGCCAGUUAUUAAAAAAAAUUAAAGGACACAUUGCAUAUCAGCAAGAGGAAGUGUACUUAAGAUUAUUUAAUUUGUAGAGGUGUCUGAGACAGGCUUACUGAAAAAUGCACUGAAACAAAUGCUGGGAAUUUCCUGUGUACUAUCAUACUUAAAAAUUUUGUUUUGUUCAUGAAAAUGUUUGUACUUUUUUAUCAUUGUCUUUUAUGAAAUAUAAUGUUCUAAAUAUCG